Molecule: messenger RNA, 2122 nt
Organism: Exserohilum turcica Et28A
Lineage: Eukaryota; Fungi; Ascomycota; Dothideomycetes; Pleosporales; Pleosporaceae
Exons: 2
Coding region: 106-2013 (635 amino acids)
Biological process (GO): iron-sulfur cluster assembly
Cellular component (GO): cytosolic [4Fe-4S] assembly targeting complex
Molecular function (GO): 4 iron, 4 sulfur cluster binding
Source: RefSeq, a predicted model, not a curated record
CUCUUCUCUUUUCUUUCUUGCUGUCUUCGCUGAGUCGCUUCGCAAACAUUCUCGUUCCCUUCUUGGGCUUGCCACCCCUCGUUCCCCGCCAAUCCUCAGCGCACAAUGAGCGCCAUUCUUUCCGCCGAUGACCUGAACGAUUUUAUCUCGCCGGGUGUCGCGUGCAUAAAGCCUAUUGAGACGCUGCCGGCGCAGCAAGAAGAGACGCUGAAUGCCUACGAAGUCACCACCGAGGAGAAGGCUGCUGCCUCACAGCCGCCGCCGCCCGCUUCCAUAUCGCUGACAGAUUGUCUUGCUUGUUCGGGCUGUGUAACGAGCGCGGAAGCGGUACUGGUUUCGCUGCAAUCGCAUACUGAAGUCCUGACGACGCUUGAUACGUACCGAUCGCUGCGCGCGCCAUGGCUGGCACAGAAUGGGACGAACGGCGUCGCCAACGGACACGCAAGCGGUGGCGCAAACGGUGCGGUGAACGGGAGCAAGUCCGAGGGAAAGCUGUUCGUGGCAAGCGUCUCGCCGCAGACACGCGCAAGCCUGGCAGCCGUCUUCAAUGUUUCCGAAGUAGAGGCUGGGAAUAUGAUUUCUCAGCUCCUCAGCGGUCCAAGCGGCUUGAGAUCUGGCGGCCACCAGGGAAGCGACUUUACAUGGGUCAUUGAUAUCAACGCAAUGCGAGAAGCUUGUCUUGUAGCAGCCGCAGACGAGGUUACCAAUGCGCUUUCACCCGCCGCGGUAAAGGCAUUGCCAAAACCUGGCUCUGAAGGCGCGAUUGAUACUAUACCAAAGGCACCUAUCCUCACAUCUGCAUGUCCUGGCUGGAUAUGCUAUGCUGAAAAGACGCAUCCAUACGUUCUGCCGCACCUGUCGCGCCUCAAGUCGCCACAAGCGCUUACCGGUACAUUGAUCAAAUCAGUCCUCAGCGAGCGCUACAAUGUACCUCCGUCACAAAUAUGGCAUCUCGCAAUCAUGCCCUGUUUUGACAAGAAGCUUGAAGCCAGUCGCAGUGAGCUCACAUCUGCUGCCUGGUUACCAAGCUACAACCAGUCCGAGGAGAAGAUACGAGACACCGACUGUGUUAUUACUGCUCGUGAACUACUACACCUAGCCGCCGCCCGUGGCAUCAACUUUGCCAGUCUUCCUCGGACCCCAAUUUCUUCAUCAGACCGAACGCCAUUCCCAGACCCAAAACUGGACGCUUUUCUAUUCCCGUCUUCACGCCGGAAGAACCAGAGUGUUGUUGCCGGGCCCUCUGGCGGAUACCUGUAUCACAUUCUACAGACAUACCAGGUACGAAACCCAGGAUCAUCCAUAUCAGUAACAAGAGGCCGGAAUUCCGAUGUAGUCGAAUACUCCGUGGUGCAGGGCUCAGAAACCAUUAUCAAAGCAGCGCGGUUCUACGGUUUCCGCAAUAUCCAAAACUUGGUUCGGCGGUUGAAGCCAGCAAGAGCAAGCAGGUUACCAGGUGGCAAGACGGGUGUCAGCCGGAAGCCAGGCGGAGCCAGUGCAGCCGGUGAAGGUGUUAAAGACUACGCAUAUGUAGAAGUCAUGGCCUGCCCAGGCGGAUGCACAAAUGGAGGAGGACAAGUCAAAGUCCAAGAAGUCGAAGAGGUGCGCGUAUACGAGGGCAUUCAAAAAGCAAACGAAGAUGCACCAGCACCAAAGCCAGGCCCAAAGGAACAAAAAGAGUGGCUGGCCAGAGUCGACGAAGCUUACUUUUCAGCUACGGAUUCUGAAGAUGAAAAGACCGAUAGCAGUGGUGAUCAUACUACUACCACUACCACUACCACUACCACCACUACUACCAACGGCCACCACGCCCCCGAAGACAUGAUCGACGGCAUAUCAAGAAGCCACAUGAAAGACAUGAUGGCGCACUGGUCCCAAAUCACGGGUGUAGAGCAGCAAAAACUCAUUUAUACCUCGUACAUCAAAGUCGAGAGCGACGUCGGCAAGAAGAAGAAGCAGAGCGAUAUGGAAAGAGUAGCUGGUCUGGCUGUUACGGUUGGUGGUGGGUGGUAGUUUUGAUGUAUGACUUUUUUUUCUUGCUUCUCGCUGCAAUGAUCAAGCAUGUAUGGGGCGUUUAUAUAUAGAUUAUUGGUAUAUACGAUAUAUAGCAUGUAGCAUUUAU